UCAUUUUGCCUUGUAUUGUUGUAUUGGUGUGUCAAAAGUCUCUUUAUUAAUCUUAAAGUUCGCUCUAGUGUAAGUGUCAAAAAUCUCCUUAUUAAUCUUAAUGUACACAAAUUAGAAUUAGUAUCAAAACUCUCCCUAUCAAUCUAUACCCUUUUGUCAGUACAAAACAAAAAAAACUAAAAAAAAAAAAAACGCUCAUUAGUCUUUGUCCUUGUAUUAGUACAUGUAUCAAAAUUCCUUUAAGUUAUCCCAAUCAUUGCCCUUGAGUUAAAAUUGUCCUCAUUAAUCUCUGUGCAUGCGGUAGUGUCAAAAGUAUCUCACCUGAUGCGAAUACACAGAAUUGAGACGCUGCAAACACCUUAUUUAAAUUACAAUUGAGUCUCACAAACAUUAUCUCCAGUGUGCCUGCUACAUCAUAACACGUUUCAGUUCAAUUGCCACUCGCUGACGUCUGUCGUCUAUCAACAUAACUUGUAAACUGGAUUAAUUAUUUAUCAGUUUCUAAGAGAAAGCGAAUGGCACUGGGCAUAGCAAUACAAUAUCGUAAUAACAACAAUUGUGUCAAGUCCAUGUUAAACGUGCGGUACAUAUUUUCAUUGUAGAUAUUUAUUGUUGUCAUGAAUAUUGUUCACGGAUAGUGGCAAAAAAUCAUAAUAAAGAAUUGGAAAAUAAUGUUUGCCUUUCAUGGCUGGAUAAAUUGUUUACCGGGUACUGAGGCUGGAUAAAUUGCUUACCGGGUACUGAGGUUGGAUAAAUUGCUUACCGGGUACUGAGGCUGGAUAAAUUGCUUACCGGGUACUGAGGACGCUGUUGGAAUCAACAAUUAGAAUGCUAGAACGGCACGCUGUUGGAUUACUGUAUGAUUUUAACAAUUAGUAUUAAGUGUACAUUGACUAUUAAUGAGCAGAUCGUAUGGAUUUAUACACGCUGAUCCCAUUUACCUUUUUAAACUAUGCAGGCAUCAGGCCAGGGUGUGCACGUUGAAGAUGUGUCUAGAACCAAAACAUUAGGAAAAGCAGACGAUAAGAAAAAACCAUCAAAGAUGACGAACGAUCACAAAUCUGGUACACCUUCACCGCAAAAUAACACUGGUUCGAAAUCUGCCGUGAACAGUAUUGGUAGACCGCCAACAACCAGCAUUCUGAGAAGUGCCUUGUACUAUCAAAACAGAAUAAUAAUACCUGAAAAGAAGCGUUCGCCGACACAGACGACUGCGAACGCGCCAAAUGAACCGCGCACGAUAAGCGCACCAAAUGCAGUAAUUGGAUCCGGAGCGAAAGCGAGACCUACAAGUUUGCAACAGAAUUCCAAUAGUGCUAUUUUUAGACCGGCAACAAAUGCCAGUGCUUCCAUAUCGAAUGUUAGAACUAUUCAAGGAAAUAACGUUCCGUUAGCAGACGACACAAUGGAUACGGCGGGAAUUGAUAUUGUUGUAACGGAUACGGAAAAUAAUCAACACAGAGUGAAAAAGAAAAAGUCAAUUUUUAAAAGAUUUUAUUUGUGCUUACAGGAUAACCGUAUGAAAGGAGAACCCAAUGCAGAAGAAAUUUUAGCCAGCUCAAAUCCACAAGAAUAUAGGAUAUUAAAAAAAGUGUUAAAUACUACGUUUUUAAGCGUUGGAAUUGCCUUAUUGGUAGCAGUCUUAAUUGUGAUAAUUUAUUCAAGUAUAGACUCCUAGUAGCGUAACAUGAAAGUUGACUUGGUCAUUUUUUUCAACUGUACACAGGACUGACUCUACGUCGAUUUUCUUAGUUGUACAUUUGAGUCAACAUAAUUUCUGCCAGAAACAGUGAAGUCUGAUACACUGACGUCGGACUUACUGACGUCGGAUUUACCGAUUUCGGAUACACUGACGUCGGAUACUUUGCUGUCGGCUUUACUGAAGUCCGAUUCACUGACUUCGGAUACACUGAUGUCGGCUUUACUGACGUCGGAUACAGUUACAGACUUCAAUUUAAAUCACUUUUAAAUAUGCACGUUAUUUUCGUGAAAUAUUUUGAAGUGGUACAAGUUAAUUUUUUAUGUCUAUGAAGCUCAUAAACUGUGAUGAUAUUAUGUCUAAUAAAAGGCGCAGGUGUGUAAAUAACUUUAUUUAAAUUUCAUUUCACAGUGCUCAAAUUACGGGAAACGCUUAAACGCAAUAUUGUGCAUGGUGUUUUCAACAUAUUCCACGAUGUCUGUUGUCAUUCCAAUAAUUUCAUUACAUUUAUGUUUCCUGAUGAAAAUGAAGUAAUUAAAUAUACGAAGUUAAAAUGGAAUAUAUUAGGCUUGAACGCUGGGUGCUGGGAACAUACUUUUGUAUUAACCCGACACUCUUCCUCGAAAGUGAUUGUACAUAUCAAAAGUUGAACAAAAAUCUAGUUGUCUAAUGUAACAGUACAAAUAAUGUAUUUCUUUCUCAAACUGAGUCUAAAAAUCUAAGUUUGAAAUACUAGUAAACAUGGUAAACCAACACCGGAAUGCCUCACACUGCGGAGUGAUAGUUGGAAUAUUACAACAUGAUUUAUUUAAAAAGUAUUAACAUUGGAAGUUGAAAGAACAUCAAAGAUACAACAAAGACAAUUAAGAUUUAGGCCUGAUAGAAAUAUUCUGAAUUAUUCAUUAUAAUUUAUUAAGAGAAAUUUUCAAAUAAAACUAACGCUUGCUCGACAAUACAAUGUGAGGUCCAUGUUCUCAUACUGACCCUAUACCCUUCACAAAAAUGGUAGAAUUUAAAACGUAUGCUGUGCUGGACUAUAUAAAGAAGGAAACUAUUGACACUACAAACAAGAUGAAAUAGCUAUAUAUUAAUCAACAUACAAAUGAGUCAGAUGAACGAUAGCAGCAGGCAUGAAUAUUAUUUUCUGCUUUCUGCUAUAUGAAAUCUGCUGACCCGAGAGUUGCAACAUUUCUCGAGAUCACACUGGCUCGCCAGCUUUGACCGUCAUCACGUCAUAUCAGUGUGUUGUACAAACGCAUUUCAGCAGAGUAUUUCGUCAAUUGGAGAUUUCUUUCUUUUAAAUUCUAUUUAAUAUCGUAAAACAAAAAAAUAGUGUAAAGUUUAUAUCUGGACCUUGCAGAAUAAAGCUGCAAUUUAUGAAAAACCAUUUUACGGAAAAGGUGAAUGAAACAGUUAGUUUGAGAUACGGAUUACAAAAUUCCAAAUCCAAAAAGAAAAAAAAAAAGAGAAAAGAAACAAAACACGACUUUAAACCGAGAUGAAAUUAUAUAAAUGACGUGCUCAGUAAUCUGAGUAAUAUGAUAUACAGUCGUACGCGUAAUCAGUUCUGUACUUUUGUUUGCAAAGUAGUCCGCAUAUUGUGAAUGUAAAUGUAAGUAUACAAAAAAAUUGAUCACUAGUACUUGCCGAAGUCCGGUUGGGAGUGAUUGGUUACUGAUCUUCUUAUUCCUAAUCUCCCGUAAUGACAUUCGGCAGUUUCCGUGUGAUUACGUAAUGUCCGUAUCCAGUAUCCAACUUCGGCAUUGUUCGUCCGUCACAAGCACAUUGAUUUCCGUGCUUGUAUUACAUACGGAAAAUACGUAAUUAAACGAAUUGUCAUUACGGACCAACGAACUUAAUUCAAUAUGUAAAUGAUCAAACCAGUGUUAAUUAAUGAUAAAUGUUGCAGUCAGCUGAACAUAAACUUGUGUGAAUUCCAAUCCCUGGCGCAAGCCGUAUUACAGUACAUUUUUUUUUUGUAUAUUCAAUUGCUUUUAAAAUAUUGUUACAUAUUUUAGUGAGAACAUCAUUUGCUACUUUAAUUAGUUAACAUUACAUUUAGUUUGCGCGUCUUAGAUUGAAAUAAAAAGUGUAUAAACUAAUCAUAUUUUCAACCAUAUUUUCAAAUAUUUCAUUUGUUUUAUCAUUUAUUUCAUAAUAUUCACAAAAUAUAUUUGUAAUUUUGUAUAUUUUGCAUAAAGGUCUUUUUUCUUAUUAUUGCUCAAAUAAAAGUAUAAAGUGCGAUAACAGUUGUUCCUGUU
Molecule: messenger RNA, 3960 nt
Organism: Mercenaria mercenaria
Lineage: Eukaryota; Metazoa; Mollusca; Bivalvia; Venerida; Veneridae
Exons: 3
Coding region: 953-1678 (241 amino acids)
Source: RefSeq, a predicted model, not a curated record